AUAUAUACUUCCUGUCAAUAAAUACCAAGAGUUUACAUCUCUAGGAUAGUAUCCAUGAAGAAGUUUCUGAAAGUAUCAAUGUCAAGUAUACAAUUAUACGAUAAUGUUAAAAGAAAGUUGAAAUAAUUUAAGGAAAUUUAUUUUGGACUUAUAAAAUAAAAGUACAAGAUGAAGCUUGAAUUAUACAACGAUAUAGUGGCAACAAUUCGAAAAUUUCGAGGUUUAUCAAAGGAUUGUAGGGAUAUUUUAAAAGAGAAGUAUAGCGAGAUUCCAAUACAUACAUUAUACAGUAUAUUAUCUUUAGAAGUACAACACAGAAUGAAAAUUAAUCAUAACAAGUUAUUUGGUAAUAAUAAAAACUAUUAUGAUACUUAUAUAGAAGCUGUGCAAAAUGGAGAACCUGUUGGAAUUUUAUUGAAAAUGGCAAAGGAUAUUGGUGCACCACCUGCAUUAUUAGCCAGAAAUGUUCUUGAAAAACAUUGUGGAAAAGAUGAAUCUAAUGUUUCCCGAAAUGAAGUUAGUAAACUAUUUAAGGAUACUACCCUCAUACAGGACAAAGAUCUUGCAUAUGAAGUCUAUUUGUGUAUAUUAUAUGACAAUUUGUAUGGCCCUAUAUCAGAUGCUGUGGGAACUUCUGUAGGUCAGGAAUAUGAAUUAAAGUUGCAAAACUACUUAAUAGAACGAAAUCUUGCAUUUCGUAAUGAGAAGCAUUUAAGAUCAAGGGGAUGCGAUAAAACUCCAGACUUCAAGCUUGAAGUACCAAUUGCAGUAAAUGGUUUUGUAAUUAACUGGAUAGAAUCUAAGGCAAGAUUUGUAAAUACGGAAAUACAUCAGAAAUAUAUCAAAGAACAAUUUCUAAGCUACUGGAACAGAUUUGGUCCAGGACUUGUAAUUUAUUGGUUUGGAUUCUUAGACAAUCUAAAUGAACCUAACGAAAAAAGAUUUAUCAUCAUGGAUCAUUUCCCAGAAGAUAUUACAUACAUGGAUCCUACUUGUAUUAAAUCUACAACUUUGUAAUCAUAACGAGCGUAAUUUAAAAAAUUUUAAUAAUGCUAAUAUUACAUGAUACUCGUAUAAUAAGAAUUACUGUUAAAUAUAAAUAGACAUUUUCGUUAAU
Molecule: messenger RNA, 1117 nt
Organism: Bombus impatiens (common eastern bumble bee)
Lineage: Eukaryota; Metazoa; Arthropoda; Insecta; Hymenoptera; Apidae
Product: protein C15orf41 homolog
Exons: 6
Coding region: 169-1017 (282 amino acids)
Source: RefSeq, a predicted model, not a curated record